CCAGCCACCGUGCACUCACAGUGACACAGUGGAAGCGAGGUAGCAAGCAAAGUCAUCGUCAGCGGACAGUCGUCGUCGACGCCCCAUGAGAGAGACGACCGCUCGGCUUUUAAGGAUUUCCUGCGCCGUUUGAAACCAGAACCAGCCGCCGACUAGUCCAAAAUGAAGGCAUUCAGCAUUGCAGUUGCAGUGACACUCGUGCUCGCCUUUAUUCGCAUCCCGGAGAUCUCGGCGCUCCCCUUCGACGAGGUGCGGGUGCAAACGGAGGUGGCGAGAGGCGGCGGCGGCGGCGACGCUCCGGUUGCUGGCCUACUGGACGCGGCCGCCGACGGGGAGCCUUGGACGGCGUAUCACGCGCGACACAAGCGGCAAAGCAACCUGUCCAUGUGCCGCUGGUGCUGCAAAUGCUGCCGCUCCUACAAGGGCUGCGGCUUCUGCUGCAAGUUCUGAAAGGGAGAGCGAAAACGACGACGACGACGACGGCAAACAAGAGCAUCCUAAUUUAUCACUGAGCUGGUUCCCCGAUUUUUAUUUUGGUCGCACGUGAUCUAGAAACUGUCAAAGUGGCACAGUGGUAUUUAUUUUCAUGUUUGGAAUAGUCUUAAGCUUUUGUAAACUUUUUUUUUUUUUAAUUCCAACUUGUAUUCAGAAUUGUUGAAUAAAUGAAUCUUGAAAUGUA
Hippocampus zosterae (dwarf seahorse) is the source of this 679-nucleotide messenger RNA. Its product is annotated as hepcidin-like. The record is from RefSeq and is a predicted model, not a curated record. Gene Ontology annotation, biological process: defense response to bacterium; intracellular iron ion homeostasis. Gene Ontology annotation, cellular component: extracellular region. The coding region runs from base 163 to 450 and encodes 95 amino acids. Lineage: Eukaryota; Metazoa; Chordata; Actinopteri; Syngnathiformes; Syngnathidae. The transcript has 2 exons.